This is a messenger RNA of Ipomoea triloba (trilobed morning glory), 4143 nucleotides long. Its product is annotated as putative E3 ubiquitin-protein ligase LIN-1. NCBI's taxonomy places the organism in Eukaryota, Viridiplantae, Streptophyta, Magnoliopsida, Solanales, Convolvulaceae. Gene Ontology annotation, biological process: protein ubiquitination. The transcript is spliced from 14 exons. Gene Ontology annotation, molecular function: ubiquitin-protein transferase activity; protein binding. The coding region runs from base 2 to 3958 and encodes 1318 amino acids. The record is from RefSeq and is a predicted model, not a curated record.
CAUGGCAACCACCAACCGCUCCGCCGUGAUCCUCCGCCACACCGCCAAUUUCCUGUCGGAAAACCUCUCGCAGUCCGAUCUACGCCACAAGCUCUCCUCCAUUUUCCUCCAGAGAAUCCAUUCCUCCGACCAAACCACCCGCAAGCACCUAAACCUGGCAGCUGAAACAAUCGAAAAUGCAAUAAUUUCCGCACCCAACAACACCUCCGUCAAAACUUCAUCUCUCCGCCUCGCCGAGAAGGUCCUCCUUUCUUUCGCCGAAAUCCCGUUUUCCUCCUACCUUUUGUCGCUCGUUUACGCGCUGUGCAACCGCCCCGUUGAUGCUAGUCUUAGGCUUCUCGACGUCUUCUGCAUUGACCCUUCAUUAGCCAGAUUAGAAAUUGCACCCCACCUGUUCGAGGAAUUGUUUCUUGUGCAUUUACUUCCUGUUCUUCAAUGGAAAAACGAGCAGAAAUCUGUGAUUUUAUCAUCAUUGGAUUCGGACUACACUAGUGAUGAUCAGUCAGUUAUUGUGUCAGCUACGAGGCUGUCAACCAUGAGCGGGGAUCAAGCUUCCGACUUGAAAGAUUUGGAGGGAAAUUAUGAGGAGAUCCUUGACGAGAAUUGCAGAGCUUUUGCAGAGUAUUUCAUGGAGGUUUUGCAAAAUGAAGAUGGAAACAAAUUGGUCGAUCCGCCUCCUGUAGUACUCGGAAAGAACAAAAUGGCUGAGAAAUUUCAUCACAGUGAAGAUGAGGAGAUGGAAAUCGGAGGAUUCAGAUUCAAAAAUGGCCGGUAUAAUCCUUUAUGGGCUGAUUCAGUGGAAGGAGGUAAACUGGAUGAGGUGAAGAGCAACAGAAGAGCCAAAAGUUUAUCCAAGUUUCCAUCAUUUUAUCCUCAAAGGGUAUCUCCAAGAGCAAUAGCAAGGCAGAGAUCCAUAAAAAAAUCUGAGUAUGAAUCAGCAGAAUCCUGUUCCAGUGACAACCUGAGUGACUCUUCCUCCUCAGAUUCUGAAGCUGAAAAAGAGGAGAACAACAAAGAGAUGUCACUGUUUCACUCUAGACAAACCAAGCCCAAGAAACAACAAAGGCAGCCUCUAUUGGGAGAAUCAAGCCGCCCUCCAGAUUCUUUGAUGGGAGAUUUUGAUAGUCCUCAAGGCAGUGGAAAGUAUGCCCCUCCUAAGGACUUUGUUUGCCCCAUUACUACUCAGAUAAUGUAUGAUCCUGUGACUCUUGAGACUGGCCAGACUUAUGAAAGAAAAGCAAUCCAAGAAUGGCUUGAUAGGGGGAACUCCACUUGCCCAAUUACGCGUCAGAAGUUGAUGAACACUCGGCUUCCUAAAACGAAUUAUGUGCUCAAACGCCUCAUCGCGAGCUGGCAAGAACAGCAUCCAAGUCCAGGUUUAGGCCCUGAAAAUGAGCCAAAUUUCCAGGGGGUUAUGCAUUCAGUUUUUCAUGGGAAUGUGAUAGGCAAUGCUGUUAUAGAUGCCACGGUUAAUGAUCUUCACCUUGCAAUCACUAAUCUUUGUACAUCAGAGAUUCUUAAAGAUUCUGAGAUGGCAGUUCUCCAGAUUCAGAGGUUUUGGCAGGAAGAUAAUGCAGGGAAGGAGAUUCAAACACUGCUUUCGAAACCUCCUGUCAUUAACGGCUUCGUGGAGAUCCUUUUUAACUCGGUUGAUCCUUAUGUCUUGAAGGGAACGGUUUUUCUCCUUGCUGAGCUAGGAUCAAGAGACAAUAGUGUUAUCCAGACUCUGACUAGAGUUGAUACUGAUGUGGAAUGCAUUAUAGCCCUUUUCAAGAAAGGCUUGCUCGAGGCCGUGGUGCUUAUUUGUCUGUUAAAGCCUAUUGCAAUGAAUUGCUUCGAAACGGGCAUGUUGGAUUCGCUGUUAGCAGUUCUUAACUGCAGAGAGGAGGAUAUGAUCAAAAUGUGUAUGAAGCCAAAAGCAGCUUCGGUUCUCCUCUUGGGACAAUUUCUUAGAACCACUGAGGAGGAGGAGAAGGCUUCUGAAACUGUUAAGAUGGUAAUUUCUGCACAAUUAGUCGAGUCGAUUAUAGGCAGCUUGGAAGCCGAGUCCAUGGAAGAAAGAAAAGCAGCUGCACUUAUCUUGCUGAGAUGCAUGCAGACCGAUGGGGAGUGCAGGAAUGUAAUUGCUGAGAAAGCCGAAUUAACUCCUCUUCUCGAGAGCUUCAUCGAGGCAAAUGAUGGAGAGAGGUUUGAGAUUGUUCAAUUCCUGUCUGAGCUGCUUAAACUCAACAGAAGGACGUUUAUUGAGCAGCUCUUGCAUAUCAUCAAGAAUGAAGGAAAAUACAGCACAAUGCACAGCCUUCUCAUGUAUCUGCAGAAUGCUCUCCAAGAUCAAUGUCCCAUCAUUGCUGGCUUACUUCUCCAGCUUGAUCUUUUGGCCGAACCAAGGAAGAUGAGUAUAUACAGAGAAGAAGCCAUUGAUACAUUAAUCUCAUGUCUCAGAAACUCAGACUUCCCUGCUGCUCAAUUAGCCGCUGCUGAAACAAUUUUAUCCCUUCAAGGAAGGUUUUCGUGCUCCGGGAAACCCCUUCUCCACGCUUUUCUUCUCAAGCUUGCAGGAAUUGACAGAAGUUAUAAAUCUCUGAUGCAAUAUCAUCAUGGUGAUUCUUCUGAUGAGAAUCCAGAUAACUCGGAAGAAGAGAAGGCUGCUGAGGAAUGGGAAAAAAAGAUGGCAUUUGCUCUAGUGAGUCAUGAGUUUGGACUUCUCUUUGAGGCUUUAGCAGCAGGCUUGCAAAGUAGAUAUGAGGAUAUAUUCUCAGCCUGUUUCGUUUCGGCUGCUUGGCUUAUACACAUGAUCAACGUUCUCCCCGACACGGGGGUAAGAGGGGCAGCAAGAGUGUGUUUGUUGAAACCAUUUGUGUCUAUUUUUCAGUCUUCAAAGGGCACAGAAGAUAAAGCUAUUUCCCUGCUUGCACUCAACAGCUUCAUCCGUGAUCCUGAGGGGAUGCAUGAUCUAACAGCCCACAUUAAAGAUAUCCUGAGAGGCUUAAGAGAGCUUAAGAAAUCCUCUAGAUUGGCUGUUGACAUGUUAAAACUUUUCUCAGAGGAGCAGGAAUCUAGUGCUGAAUUAUGGAACCAUAAAGAAAUUGUGCAAGAAGAUUGCAGUGCUAAUGGAGAAGUUCUGUCAAUAGUCUGCUCUGGACUCAAGGUCUUCUCUAGCCAUUCAGAUGGAACAAUCAAGGCAUGGACUCUAAAAGGCGGUCUUCUACAUCUCAUCCAAGAAACUCGAGAACACGCCAAGGCAGUUACCAGCUUGGCCAUUUUACACUCAACAGAGAAGCUAUACAGUGGCUCACUAGAUAGAACAGUGAGGGUCUGGUCAGUCACCAAUGGAGGAAUACAGUGUGAACAAGUCCACGAAACGAAGGAUCAUGUCAACAAACUCGUCGUUUCCAACACCAUAUCAUGCUUCAUUCCACAAGGAGCUGGUGUCAAGGUUCACUCAUGGAGUGGAGGAUCCAAACUGCUAAAUCAACAAAAACAUGCCAAGUGCUUAGCUCUUGUUAAUGAAAAAGUGUACUGUGGCUGUUAUGACAACAGCAUUCAGGAAAUUGAUUUGGCCACAGGAGCAAUCCACUCAAUUCAAAGUAGCUUAAGAAAGUUACUAGGAAAAUCAAGUCCCAUUUAUGCAAUACAAGUGUCUGAGGGACUAAUAUACUCAGCAGGUUCCUCCAUGGAUGGAGCAGCAGUGAAGAUAUGGGAUGCUUCGACUUACAGGAUGGUGGGAUCACUGGCAUCGACGCUGGAAGUUCGAGCAAUUGCAGUGAGUUCAGACUUAAUAUACUUGGGCUGCAAGGGAGGGGUAGUGGAAGUUUGGUGCAAAGAGAAGCACACAAGAGUUGAAGCAUUACAGACAGGUACAAAUGGCAAAGUUCUUUGCAUGGAUCUUGACAGCAAUGAAGAGCUUUUGGUGAUUGGAACAGCUGAUGGCAAAAUUCUGGCAUGGGGUUUGAGCUGAGAGGUGGAUGUGUAAAUUAGUUUAGGAGAAAAGAUUCAGAAAGUAUGAAGGUAAGCAUUAUAGCCAAUAUUCUUAACCAAGAAAUAAGCAAUGUCCAUAGUAGAGCUCAGCUUUUUUCUGUGAAAUGUAUACACUGUUCUGUGGCCCAAAUCAUAAUAAUAAAGUUUUUGGGGUUUUAUCUUUCA